Molecule: messenger RNA, 882 nt
Organism: Aspergillus pseudonomiae
Lineage: Eukaryota; Fungi; Ascomycota; Eurotiomycetes; Eurotiales; Aspergillaceae
Product: ceramidase
Exons: 6
Coding region: 1-882 (293 amino acids)
Biological process (GO): ceramide biosynthetic process; ceramide catabolic process
Cellular component (GO): endoplasmic reticulum membrane
Source: RefSeq, a predicted model, not a curated record
AUGAACGCUAUCGACUCGGCAGAUUCUUUCUGGGGCUCUUCAACUUCGAGGGCCAACUUCUGCGAGAUAGACUACGCCGUGAGCCGAUACAUCGCCGAGUUUGUCAACAGCUUGACAAAUGUCGUCUACAGUAAGAUCCCGGAAGUAAUCUACGGCCUGUACGGGUUGCGCCAGCUGCGACGGAAAGCAGACACACAUGGUGAUUCUUUACGUGCCCUUCCCUACUGGGGCUUAAUAGCGGUCGGUCUGUGCUCGUUUGCGUUCCACCUCAGCCUCAAAUACCACACCCAGAUGAUGGACGACCUCUCGAUGCAUUUUGCCACAACCCCAGUCCUACAUCGCGUCUUGACGGCCAAUUCAAAUCGCCGAGACUCUAUUGUCGUGGCUAUCGCACUUGCUUCCAUGUUGCUCUUUCUGGUAACAUUCCAUGUGAUAACCGAUGAGCUGGUCCUCCACUCCGUGUCCUUUGUCGGCACGGUGACCGUCAUUGGAGUUCACACUAUACGUCUCGUCAAUAGCCGGACGCUGCCCGGAUCAGCUGCCCGGCGACAGAUCUGGGGAAUGGUUCGGUUUGGAGCAACGAUUUUCAACCUGGGGUAUUGGCUUUGGCUGAUUGAUCAGUGGGCCUGCGGAUUCUUGACAAAAGCGCGAGAAGCAAUAGGGCUUCCCUGGGCUUUUGUACUAGAGCUUCACGGGUGGUGGCAUAUCUGUACUGGAAUCGGGGCCUAUAUUUUUAUCGCCGUGGUAGAUCACCUUGUCGCCAGCGAGGAUCUAAGUGAUAUCCAACAAUCAUUCACCUGGCCAGCUUCCUGGGCGUCGACAUCAGUUUUCGCAGGACGAGGAUCGUCCGUAGACAAGGACGUUAGCGAGAAACAAAAGUGA